AUGAUUGUUCUUACAGGUUCUACCGGCGGGAUAGGCCGCACCGCUCUCCAGACGCUCCUCUCAGAGAAGCUGGUUCCGGUCUCAGAGCUGCGCAUUUCGUCCUACAAUACGGCUGCCAUCCCGGCCGCCGUCCGUGAAACCGGGAUUGAGAUCCGCAAGGGUAACCUGUACGAGCCGUCGACGCUGGUGGAGUCGUACUCCGGCGCGGAGGUGUUGUUCUUGGUGUCGUUCCCUUCCAUGGGCGAGGAACGCUACAAGCUGCACCGCAAUGCUAUCGACGCCGCCAAGGCCGCAGGCGUUCGCCACAUCAUCUACACCUCGCUCUCAUUCUGUGGUGGAGCUGAAGGCAACACCAGCGUCGCGCAGGUCGCGCAGGCCCACCUCCGGACCGAACGCUACCUAAAGGAUAGCGGGAUGACCUACACGAUCCUUCGGAUGCCGUCCUACGCGCACCUAUGGAACAACUAUGCCGGGUUUCUGAAUCUGGAUGUUGCUCCCGACGUCGUUCAGGAAGCUGUGCUGCCCAAUGACGGCCUUGAGCACUGGGCGAACAGGGCUGAGCUGGGCGAGGCCACCGCGAGGGUCAUCGCGAACUGGCAAAACUACAUCAACAAAACCCUCAAUUUUACUGGUCCCGAGCUCUUGACUGGGGUCGAUAUCAUCAACAAGUACAUGAAGCAUACCGGCAGGAAGGUCAACGUUCGCAUCUUGCCUGUCGAAGAGGCCAUCGCUUGGCACAUCAAGAAAGGGAGUGUGCCACCGGAGCAAGCUAGCUUCCUUGACAAUUGGGCGAGCUGGCACACUGCCAUUUCGCUUGGUGAAAAGGCCUUCCUUGAUCCUACCUUGGAACAGCUGCUAGGCCGGAAGCCCAAGACGAUUGAUGACCAGGCUGAUGAGAUUUUCUCAGCAUCAAAUAGCCUCGACACUAAGGACCUGGUGGGAAUUUAA
This is a messenger RNA of Aspergillus pseudoviridinutans, 948 nucleotides long. RefSeq lists its product as uncharacterized. The transcript is spliced from 3 exons. NCBI's taxonomy places the organism in Eukaryota, Fungi, Ascomycota, Eurotiomycetes, Eurotiales, Aspergillaceae. The coding region runs from base 1 to 948 and encodes 315 amino acids. The record is from RefSeq and is a predicted model, not a curated record.